GUUUGGCCUUCCCGGCCGCCGCCGCCGCAACAUGGCGGCCCCCAGGGAGCGGCCAGGGCCGCGGUCCGCGCCGAGCCUCCGAGGCCUCCCCGGCACGGACCGCGCUGCAGAAUUCGGGAGAUGGAAGGCGCAGUGUCUGGGCCGAGCGGACCUCAGCCGGAAGGGCAGCGUGGACGAGGGUGCGGCGGGACUCGUGCAGCUGCUGAACGGGCGCGAGCAGUACUUCACCACCAGCUCCUGCGCCGGGCGCAUCGUCCUCCUGGACGGGAGACACAGAGAGAGGGAGAGAGAGGCAGAGACACAGGCAGAGGGAGAAGCAAGCUCCAUGCAGAGAGCCCGACGUGGGACUCUAUCAGGCCCCGGGCUGCAGGGUAUAAAUGGUUUUGAAGUUCAAAAGCAAAACUGUUGCUGGCUACUGGUUACACACAAACCUUGCGUAAAGGAUGACGUGAUUGCGGCUCUGAAGAAAGCAAAUGGAGAUGCCAUUUUGAAAUUUGAACCACUUGUUCUUCAUGUGCAGUGUCGACAGUUGCAGGAUGCACAGAUUCUGCAUUCAGUGGCAGUAGAUUCUGGUUUCAGGAACUCUGGCAUAACCGUGGGAAAGAGAGGAAAGACUAUGUUGGCUGUCCGGAGCACCCAUGGCUUAGAAGUUCCAUUAAGCCAUAAGGGAAAACUGAUGGUGACCGAGGAAUAUAUCGACUUCCUGUUAAAGGUAGCAAAUCAAAAGAUGGAGGAAAACAAGAAGAGGAUUGAAAGGUUUUACAACUGCCUACAACAUGCUUUGGAAAAAGAAACUAUUACUAACUCACAUGCAAACGAGAAAAUCAAAGAUAAAAAUAAUUCAUCAUAUACUCAUAAGAAGAAGAGAAACACAGAAGCAGCAUGUGGCAAAUGUAUUACUGAAGAAAACGCUAAAGAAUGUGAAAAUGAUGAUGACCCAGGAAUGAGUGUUACCAUCUUCCCUGAAGAUUACUAAGAUUCGGUCUUGGUAGAAUAAUGUGUCUAAUAGACAUUACAGAGCUGCUCUUUAUAAGAGUACUUUAGUUUCUUGAGUGUAUGAGCCACUCAGAAAACCAAGAUUUCUUCUCUCUGUAUAUUUUAGAGAAAUCCUGAACUUUUAAAAGUGACUGUAUAAUAUUUGCUCAUUAGAUACCAUCUGUUUUAGUCACAUAGAGAUUCAUUGCAAAAAUAAAAUGGACUUCUUAAUGCC
Molecule: messenger RNA, 1210 nt
Organism: Nyctereutes procyonoides (raccoon dog)
Lineage: Eukaryota; Metazoa; Chordata; Mammalia; Carnivora; Canidae
Gene: TYW3
Product: tRNA-yW synthesizing protein 3 homolog
Exons: 7
Coding region: 32-976 (314 amino acids)
Biological process (GO): tRNA methylation
Cellular component (GO): cytoplasm
Molecular function (GO): tRNA methyltransferase activity
Source: RefSeq, a predicted model, not a curated record